GCACGUCAAAUGAUAAAUAAUGGAUCUGAAAAUAAAAUUUUAUUAAUGUUACGAUAAACAAUACUCACUUUACGAUUUUUUCUUCUUUCCGCAUUCAUAAAAGAAGAACAAUUACGCAGUUCUCCUUGAUAAGUCAGUUAAAGUGAGAAAUUAAAUCUAAAGAACAGAUUAAGUGUCGGAGUAAAGGAUCAACUUUCAGGUUAUGUAAUUCAAGUGAAAACAGUAGUAUCUCCGAUCACAAUAAUAUACAAUGUCGUAUUUAAGUGACAAGCUCGUCUGAAACGUUGAUUGUCAAGCAUUUUUAGAAAAGCAACUCAUGACUCGAAAAAAAUUGUUGUCCACUAAACAAUCAAAAGUCAAAAAACUCCACUUGAGUCAUCAUGGAUAUAAUAAAUAUAGAGAGUGUCGAGUCUGGACUAAGGCCAUCGAAGAGUUCAUCGUCCAUUCGUUCAAGUUGCAUCAAUUCCAACUCAAUAUGUUAUAUUGUAGUGAUAAUGGCAACCUUGGCGUUUUUGGCAACAAUAGUUUUCAUCUGCAGAGACUACAUUAAAAUCUUGCUGUACUGGAUUGAACAUCAAGAUACAUGGGUUGUCACAAUCAUUAUGAUUGCACUGUUUACACUUGUCUCGUUUCCUAUAGUUAUUGGCUACUUGUUUUUAAUCAUUGCGAGUGGCUACUUAUUUGGAAUUAUCAGAGGCAUUGCUAUGGUUGUGUUGUCUGCAAAUCUCGGCAUUGCUGUAGCUCAUUUUGUACUCAGUAAUUUGUCUCCUAGUUUACCUAUUGGAGCUCUUCUUCAAAGUGACACGGCUCGAGCAAUACUCAGAGUUAUUUCUGGUCCCCAAGCUUACAAAGUUGUACUAUUUACAAGACUUACACCUAUUCCAUUUGGUUUACAAAAUACAAUUUUUGCUGUAAGCCAAAUACAUGGUAUGAAAUACCACAUAUCCAGUGCAAUUGGAUUGCUUCCAGCUCAGUUAAUAAAUGUUUACCUGGGCAGUAGUUUGCGUUCAAUGCAAGACGUUUUAGAGGAUAAAUCAACUGCUGCUACAGGCUAUAUUGUUUUUGCUUUCCAAAUUUUCAUUGGAGUUUCACUGAUGGUUUACGUCGUACAGAAAGCAAGAAGGGAAUUACAGUUAGCAUUACUAGAAGCUGAUCUUGCGUCAGUAAAUUCAAUGGAAUCAUGCUACAUAGAUAAUCCAUCUGACACAACAAUUUUGUUAACGAACAUGAUUGCUUAAUGGUAAUUUGAAAUUUCCAAAGAUUUUUAUUUUACAAUCACAGAAACAUAUAUUAAUUAAGGAGGAAAAAAUCAUAUCAAUCACAAUGAGCUAUGAACAAACAAAGCUUGUAGAUUAUCACAUUUCUAAAAGUAUUAGUCACUUUAAUUGUUAAACAUAAUUUGUUAUGUUUUUUAAUAUAUCUAGAGUUCUCUUUAGAUGUAUUUUUGUAAAGCGACAUUUAACGAUCUUUUUAUGUUCUUCGCUGUACAUUCUGAACUGAAACGCAAAUUACGUGCCAAUUUACCUCACAUCUUUCAUAGUUUGCAUUUAAAUGUUGAGAUAUCUGCAUUUACAUAUAAUACGCAAGUGCAUUAUAUAAAUGAUUGCUAUUUAUUGAAAACGAAAAUAGUUUGUUAAUUUUGUGAACUAAUAUUUUUCUUUCUAUUCAUUUGAUAAACAGAUGUCUCUGAUAAGCAAAAUAUAGUUUUAUUCCGAUCUAAAAUAUAUUUGAACGUGAAUAUAACAAUAAAAAAAAGACUACAAAACGAUGAGCACGCGACUAGGUUAAAGAAGUCAUUGAAUCUGUAAAUAUUAUAUAUACAUUAUAUAUAUAAUAAAUAGUUAGAUUAUUUGCAAUGAGAAUUCUAUGUACAAAUACUCAUGAUGAUACAUUUUUAGAAAUGUCUAAUGAUAAUAUGAACAGUGUAUAUCGUAUCAAUUAUCCUCUUAUGCCACUUUUACUAUAGUUUAUCAUACUGAUACUGGUCUUCCUUAUUUCAUGGUAUUUUGUCCUUGGAAAUUAAGCAUUCUAUUUAAAACUUUUAUUUUGUUAAAGUUAUUAUUUAGAUACGUACAUAUGGAUCGUAAUAAUAUAUAUAUGUAUCGUUUUAUAUGUGACUAUUUUAUAUAGUAACAUAACGCUUUGGCUUGUGAUAUAUAUAUUUAUCCGUUUUGUUUUCUGAUUCCGUUCUCUCUUUCUCUCUGUAAUUUUUAAGAGCUGGGUAACCAAAAUUUUCAAGUGAUUUUAUUUAAAAAUUCCUAUAUGCGUAUGAUUAAAAUAACGACAGCGGUGUGUGAAUAACGCGGAG
Phymastichus coffea is the source of this 2308-nucleotide messenger RNA. Its product is annotated as transmembrane protein 64. The coding region runs from base 381 to 1238 and encodes 285 amino acids. The record is from RefSeq and is a predicted model, not a curated record. The transcript has 4 exons. Lineage: Eukaryota; Metazoa; Arthropoda; Insecta; Hymenoptera; Eulophidae.